Molecule: messenger RNA, 954 nt
Organism: Pelobates fuscus (common spadefoot toad)
Lineage: Eukaryota; Metazoa; Chordata; Amphibia; Anura; Pelobatidae
Product: odorant receptor 131-2-like
Exons: 1
Coding region: 1-954 (317 amino acids)
Biological process (GO): G protein-coupled receptor signaling pathway; detection of chemical stimulus involved in sensory perception of smell
Cellular component (GO): membrane
Molecular function (GO): olfactory receptor activity; odorant binding; G protein-coupled receptor activity
Source: RefSeq, a predicted model, not a curated record
AUGGUGAAUUCUACAAUGCUGUUCUCCAAUAUGACUCAGCUAUCCCCUAUUAGCUCUAAUCUUGUAGACGAUUUGUUCUAUGUUUGGUUUGGACUUUUCAUAUUGACACUACUUUGCUUUAUCUUCUUCCUUUACUUCUUCACAGAGAUACUGAAUGUCUACUUCACCACGCCUCAUGUUCGUGAAAUAUCUCGCUACGUGCUAUUUGCCCAUAUGCUCAUUAAUGACUUAUUGUACAUGAUUGCUGGACUUCUACUUUGUCUGUGUGCAUUUUUCAAAAUUACCAUGCCUCUGUCCAUCUGUUAUUUCCUCCUUGCGUUUUCGGCAUCAACAUUUCGCAUCACUCCGUACAAUUUGGCAGCCAUGGCUCUGGAACGCUACAUAGCGAUUUGUUUUCCAUUAAGACAUAUAACAUUUUGCACAGCACAGAGAUCAUACACUGUGAUUGCAAUCAUAUGGUUGAUGGGGAUAAUGCCUAAUGUAGCUGAUAUAUUUGUCCUGAGCUCCUCAGUGGAAAGCAUGUUCUUCUCACUGUGCGUGAUCUGCAGGCAGGAUUUGGUCAAGGUGAACUCGCUACAGACCACAGUACAAACGCUGAGCUUUAUAUUUACCUUGUCGAUGGUGGGACUGACCAUUCUCUAUACUUACGUCAAGGUCAUGUUGGUCGCUCGGAAAAUUGGAUCAGGAAGUUCUUCUGCCUCCAAAGCUGGAAAAACUGUCAUGCUUCAUGCAUUCCAGCUACUAUUAUGUAUGGUCUCCUUAACUCACUCAGUUAUAGAGUCAAAAGUUAACACUCAUGUUGCCAUAAUAAGACUAAUGAAUUUCUUAAUUUUCAUGUGCCUUCCCAGGUUCCUAAGCCCAUUAAUUUAUGGUAUAAAGGAUGAAGUAUUUAGCAAAUGCAUCAGAAAAAUGUAUGCUUUACUUUGUAAACCCCAUUUGGCAAACUUAAAAUAA